Messenger RNA from Motacilla alba alba, 3338 nucleotides. RefSeq names its product G protein-coupled receptor 39 (gene GPR39). Bases 1834 to 2829 code for a protein of 331 amino acids. Gene Ontology annotation, biological process: G protein-coupled receptor signaling pathway. The transcript is spliced from 3 exons. The record is from RefSeq and is a predicted model, not a curated record. Gene Ontology annotation, cellular component: membrane. Lineage: Eukaryota; Metazoa; Chordata; Aves; Passeriformes; Motacillidae. Gene Ontology annotation, molecular function: G protein-coupled receptor activity.
CCAUUCUUGUUUAUUCAUAGAUUUUUUUUUUUUUUCAUUUUGCUAAUAAUUCUAACUUUAAACUAGUCCCAGAGUGGAAAGGCCCAUUUACACUUGACAUCUUUUGUGAGAGAGCUUCAUUUACAAUAUGGAAAGAUGACUGAUAUUCAAUAGGUCCCUUCUUCCAGGUUUCUUUUCCAAAGGCAUCAUUUAUAGGUUGCCAGGUAACCAUAAAUCUUUGACUUUUACAUAAUACUUCAUUCAGGUACAAAAAGCAAGAUUUUUUUUUUUUCCAGAGCUGAAAUGGCAAGAGCUAUAUGAAAUGAACAGUAGCCUUAGCAAAAGUGUAUGGAGCUGACUACUGCUAUAUCCACACCAAAAUGUGGAAAAAGCCUUUUGUCAAACUCUUCUGUGGCCCUGCGAAUCCAAUCCCAAGCACAGACAGUGUGCAUUUUCCUAGCUGGAAAAGCAGGUGUCUGCUGCUCCCAGUCUGCUUCUGCAUCUCCACCGAGCUGGCUACAGUUUCUUCAAUGUGGGAGAGAGGAAUAACAAAGAUAAGUGUAAUUAAAAUUGUCAGCAUUAACAUAAGAAGCCAAAUGUCCCUAGAGGACAGUGCCAGCUCUUCCUUUCUCCUUCUGCUUUAAUCUGAGAAGAAGCUGAGUGCUGUGGAAUGGCCAGGAUCACUCAUGGAGCUGGGAGAAAGAGCUCAGUGAUGGCUCUGCCACUUUUUCAGCUCUACAAGGCUGAGGCUCAGUCACCACUUAGGGGUUACCUCGGGAGCCUUCAGUGCUAUGGUUUGAAACUAAAACUAAAGACUGCAUCAAAUUCUUUCCCCCUGGGGUGAGACACAGGAGGGGGAAGAACAUUUGCAUCCCUGCUACUCCAGAUUAUUUGAAAGCAUUGGCAUGACUGGGAUUACUGACUUGGUUAUUUCUGUUAUCUUACAUGGCAAGAUGGAAAUUUGAAGGGAAAGAAUCCACGUGUCUAAAUCUAGAGCUCAUCUUAUUUUAUAACUUCCAAGAAGCCUCUUUAGAGUCUUUCUAAGCAGUUAUUUUAAGAAGCUACCAGUUCAUUAGCAGCAGCUGAAAACCAGAACCUCCUGUUGAUGUAAAUCAGUCUGUGGCUGCACAGGCUCCAUAACCAGCACUGCAGAUGCGAGCUCUUCGUUAAAGGUAAUGUGAAGCAUGUGGGCAGUAACACACACAGCAGUGAAGUCUGAAGCUCGGGGAAUGUUAAACUCAUGAGGAGACACUUUCUCUUCAGCACCAUUCACACACUCAGCCUGACAACCAAACCACAGCUUUAGGAGAAACACCUCUUCCUGUGACAGGAAGUGACUUUCAGAUAUGAGGGGCUUGCUUUUUUUUAUUUUUUCCCUCUCUCGAAACCUGCUGUGCUGACAGUGACUAAGGAUAGCCAAGAUUUUGGUUAAUGGUUAACAGAGUAGGAUAACCACACAGACUCUGACUUCCUUCUGCUGGGGCCAGGACCAAAAGCUGCUUUGCUGGCUGGGGAACAGACAAGCGUGGAAAGCAGAGCAGUUCACACCGUGAAGGGCUGGAGAGCAGAGGCUUCACCCCGUGGAGAAAAGAGGAGGAAAAUCCAAAAAGAACAAGAGGUAUUUGCUAUAAAGAAAGCUAAGAGCUGAAACACUUUGCUGUUUAACUUACUGACUCAGAGGCUGUUGCUUGCAAACCAACAAACCCCACAGGUGUGGCUGGUUGAGACACACUCAUUAUACCCGACUGCUCGGACAUGUGUGGCUCGGGGAGAGGGGCUAAGUGAGGAGAAUCUGUUUGCUGUGAAUGUGAAACUUGGAGAAGGCAGGAGAGCACCUCCACCCUGGGACUGCUCAUGGCAGGAGAGACACCCGCUUCAGACUGUUCUCCUCUCAUUGACCACAGCCAUGUCCCAGAGUUUGAGGUGGCUCUGUGGGUCAAGAUCACCUUGGCCUUAGUCUACAUCUGCAUCUUUGUCGCGGGCCUCCUGGGCAACAGCAUCACCAUCAAAGUCACCAGGAUCCUGCAGAAGAAAGGCUACCUGCAGAAGGAGGUCACUGACCACAUGGUGAGCCUGGCCUGCUCCGACCUGCUGGUCAUCCUGCUGGGCAUGCCCGUGGAAUUCUUCAGUGCCAUCUGGAGCCCCUUUUCCACCCCCAAUGGCAACAUUGCCUGCAAGCUCUACUACUUCCUCUUCGAGGCCUGCAGCUAUGCCACCGUGCUGCACGUGGCCACGCUCAGCUUUGAGAGGUACGUGGCCAUCUGCCACCCCUUCAGGUUCAAGGCCGUGUCCGGACCCCGCACGGUGAAGAUGCUCAUUGCCUUUGUCUGGAGCACCUCUGUCAUUGUGGCUCUGCCCCUGCUCUUUGCCAUGGGCACAGAAUAUCCCCUGGAGAUUGUCGAGGGCUACCAGAGAACGAGUUCCUGUGUCAAACCCACUCCCAGGCACUACAUUCCUGAGCUGAAGCACAACAUGACCAUCUGCACCUGCCUCUCCUCCAAGUGGUCUCUGUUCCAAGCCAGCAUCUUCAGCGCCUUUGCUGUGUACAUCAUCGUGCUGGGCGCUGUCACCUUCAUGUGCCACAGCAUGAUGAAAGCCCUGAUGAUCCACAAGAAGGGGACUGUGGCAGUGAAGGGUGGACUAAAGCACCAGGAGCAGUACCUGAGGAAAAGUGAAAGUUCAGAGGGCAAGAGCUCCAGGAGACAGAUCACUUUAUUCCUAGGUAAGAGCUGUGUCCUACUCUGCCUCCCCUCCCUCGCUGCCCCCUUUCCACUUGGGAAGAAAGCCCAGAAACCUCUGUUUUUUAUCUCACCAAGCUCUCCCAAAUGGUUUGAAAGUGGUACAAAAUGAGGGAUAAUACUUUUGGUUGUGAUGACACAUUUCAAGAAGCCUGAUGUUUCUGUGUGUUUUUGGUUCUUUUUGUCAUUAGAACAGGGGGGAGGGGAAAAGAGGGAAAAAUCAAUUUACUGUCUGCUGUUUCUGUUGGAUUUUAUUACAUGCCUACAUGCAGCAAUAUGGGUGACAGGCUGCUGCAGCUUGACCUUUGGGGUAGCAAUAGGCAAGAGUUGCCUGGAUAUAAAGUAGCUCUACUUGGAUGUUUUCCCACUAAAUUACAAAUAUGAGUGUAUUUAGCAAGGCUGCUGAUAGGAGGGAAGACUGUCUUCCCUCAAGAUGAUCUCAAGCUUGUCUCUCCCUGAAGGCAUUUCCCUGUUAAUUCAGGAUGCUCCUUGGAGAGUUCUCAGCCUCAGCAGUUGUGACUGUGUUGCAUUUGAGCAUUAAGGAAGCUGGACUGGAGAGUUGAUUUGGUCUCAAAAUUGCAGUCGCCCUCUUUGAAUUUUUUUUCCUCUGGUUUUAUUUGA